CCCCAGUGCGAUGUAUGUCGGUCAGCCAACAUCGUCUGUCUGCACGUCCCAUGUCAGUCAGUCACUGGUCGGUCAUCCUUCCUUCCUUCUUUCGUUUCUUGGUCAUCACCGUGUCGUUGGCGGGUCCGUCCCUGUCGUGUGAAGGCGGAGGCACGGCGGAUUCCGGAGCAGCAUCUAAACAGACGACAGAGCACGGCGUCUGCAUACGUGUGUCCUCCCACGCUGUGAGUGUGCGUUCGCUCACUUUUCAGCAGCAACUUCGGGAGCUGCUUCUUGAGUUCCUCCUCCUCCGUGUCCAGAAGCCACACGGCAGCGGCGACCUUGGUGAAGCGGUCUGUCUCGAGCGCUUCCAGCAUCUUUAGGACACACACAGAGAGAUGCCGUGCGUGUGUGUGUUGUCUUGUCUUGUUGACAAUGUGUGCUGUGUAUGGUUUGCCUGUCGAUGCUCCUUCUCAUCCGGCCAGAGCUUCCGGAUAACAUCAGGAGUCUUCUCCAUGGCAUCGGCAAGCUGCUUAUCCGAUAUAGACGUCAGAGAACUGCCCAUCUUCGCAAAGGAGCGUGUUUCUUCCCUGUCGACGAGCAGUUUCACGUAAUAUCCUAGCAU
Molecule: messenger RNA, 604 nt
Organism: Vitrella brassicaformis
Lineage: Eukaryota; Vitrellaceae
Source: the annotation of a GenBank genome assembly